CUUUGGGCGAUCACGCGGGGAACACCUCAAUUUAUAUUCAUACAUUUUUAUCAUUUCUAAAAUUAAAAAAAUUUUUUUUAAUUAAAACUAACUAAACAAAAUCAAGAAAGAAAGCGAAUUUUCGUUGGAAAUGAGCCAACUCAGAGCUACGGAACACGCCAGGCGCGGACGCAUGAGGCAGGCUCCCCAGGAAGCCGCAAAAUCAGAAACUGCACCCAAGCCCAAAUCCCGCGGUGGAAUCAAUGGGUCGUCUGUAAAGGAUCGGCGUGCCCAUUCCGAAUUGCUAUCGGGAUUUAUCAGCAAGCCAGUGAGUCUGAAGCGCGCGCACAACUCUACCUCCGCAGGAGAAGGGCAAGGGCCCAGGUUCAUAUCACCCCGGGAAUUUGACGAGCUUUUUCAAAAAAUAUCGGGCAAGGCCGCUGCGGUGCCCGUUGAGGGACCUCGCCAUUCCAAGCGUAGAUGCUCGAGUGCAAGCUUCGCGGAACAGCCCAAUUGCUGGACGUCCUUGGUGACGAAAUCACAGCAGAAACCGCGUUCCCAUAACGCACCCACAGCGCCAGGGAUCUCCAAAGGACCUCCAUUCGCUCCUGCGGUUGUGUCCAGUCCCCCCCUUCCGUUCUGGCCUAGAUCUCAUACUGAUACAGCCCCGAUCGGGCAGGAAAACGAAAUCGAGCGGAAAGCAGAAAAAUAUCCAUCACAAGACCUGCAGCGAGACGAAAAGAUUGCAUCCCAGAGCUUGCAGGAAGAGGACCAGAACGUAUCAAUUCUUUUACAGAAGAAGCAGCGAAAGAGGCGGGAAAAGCGUAAGGCUGCGUUUUUGAAACGGCAAAAAAAGGACAAAGAAGUCGCACUUGCUACAUCCCGGUGCGAGCAACCGCGUUCCCAUAGCGCACCCCCAGCGCUAGCGAACUCGAUAGGACCUCCACUGGCUCCUGCGCGUGCGCCCACUCCCCCCGGUUACUUCAGGCCUAUACAUCGUAGUGUCAGUGGCAUCCAGCAGCCAAACGAAAGGAUUUUACAGUUGCAGCUGGAGAAGCAGCGAAAGAGGAGGGAAAAGCGUGGGGCUGCGUUUUGGAAACGGCAAGAAAGGGAAAAGAUUUCAGCCCACAUCACCCCUGAGAACCAACAGCUUAAGAAGGCAGCCUCCCGUUUGCAGGUGCCAAUUCAGACUCAGCCGAUAAGGCGUGAGGCUGCGGAUCGGACUACGCACAAUAGCGAACAGAUUAUAUACCAGCUUCCGCGGGAGAUUGAUCAGCCGAUUGCAGCCCUGGAAAAAGACCGGAAUCGGGAUCCCAAUCUCAAGAUUUCAGAAGAGGUUGAGCAAAAGGAAAAUCGGAUUCCUGCCAAUAUCCAGCAGAAAGGCAAAAUACAGUUUACAUUUCAUAAAGAAGACCUUGCAUCACAAAGCCAGCAGGAAGGCAAGAGAUUUGCACGCCAGAUCUUGCAGAACAAAGACCAGGUCGUAAAAAAGAUUAAGGAUCAACAGGAAAAUAUUCAACGGGAAAAAGAGCAGCUUGCAACGCAAAGCAUCUUGCAGGAAAAACUCCAGAUUCAGGACCAAAGCCAACAGAAAGCCGAGCAGAUCGUAUCUGAGAAUCAAGAUCCCAGUCCCAACAUCUCAGAAGAGGUUGCGCAAAAGGAAAAUCGGGUUGCUGCUAGGAUCCAGCGGAAAAAAAAAUUACAAUUUGCAUUUAAAAAAGUGCUUGCAUCAUAUAGCCCACAGAAAGUCAAGAGACUUGGUCGCCAGUUCUUGCAGGCAAAAGACCAGAUCAUCGAAAAGAUUUUAGAUAAAGACGAAGAGAUUCUAGCCCAGCAACGGGAAAAAGAAAAACUUGCCUUACAAAGCCCGCAGGGAAGCAAGAGUUUUGCAAGUCAGAUCUUGGAGAACAAAGACCAGAUCGUAAAAAAGAUUGAGGAUCAACACGAAAAGAUUCAACGGGAAAAAGAGCAGCUUGCAUCGCAAAGCCAUUUGGGAAACAAGAACAUUUCCGACCACAUCUUGCAGGAAAAUCUCCAGAACUUAACACAGAUUCAGGAUCAAGGCCAACAGAAAGCCGAGCAGAUCGUAUCUGAGAAUCAAGAUCCCAGUCCCAACAUCUCAGAAGAGGUUGCGCAAAAGGAAAAUCGGGUUGCUGCUAGGACCAAGCAGAAAAAAAAGGUACGAUUUUCAGACCAGAUCUUAAUAAAAAUUAUAGAUGAACACGAAGAGAUUUUAGCCCAGCAACGGGAAAAGGAAAAACCUGCCUCACAAAGCCAGCAGGAAAGCAAGAGUUUAGCACAUGAGAUCUUGGAGAACAAAGACCAGAUCGUAAAGAAGAUUGAGGAUCAACAAGAAAAGAUUCAAUCAGAAAAAGAGCAGCUAGCACCGCAAAGUCAUCAGGGAAACAAUAACAUUUCCGACCACAUCUUGCAGGAAAAACUCCAGAACUUAACACUGAUUCAGGAUCAAGGCCAACCGAAAGCCGAGCAUAUCGUAUCUGAGAAUCAAGAUCCCAGUCCCAACAUCUCAGAAGAGGUUGCGCAAAAGGAAAAUCAGAUCGUAUCUGAGAAUCAAGAUCCCAGUGCCAACAUCUCAGAAGAGGUUGCGCAAAAGGAAAAUCAGGUUGCUGCCAAGAUCGUGCAGAAAGACAAAUUCCAAUUUGCAUCUGAGAUUAGCCGCCAGGUUGUAACAUCGUUUCAAGAAAACGGGCACCAAAUAGAUUCAAGCUUCGUGCGGAACAUUGCAAAUAUUGUAACUGGGGUUACAGGGGCGGAAAAACCAAACCUAGCUGGACCGAGUAACGGUCAGCAGCAACAGGCAGCAGGAAACAGUAUAUUUGUUGCUUACGUGCACAUUAUCUUAAAAAUCAUCGACCGAGUGUGCCAGAUUCAGAAAUCCAAACCAGCCGAUCCUAAUUUUAACAUCUCGGGCGGAGCCCUUUAUCUUAUGCGCCGGAAGUUGGCCUAUAUCAGCCACAUUCUGAUAGACAAAUCUGUUGAAGGAACUGUCACCGAAGAGAACAUCGCCGUGCUCGGCGAUAUCGUCAAGAUCCUCAAGGACACUCAGAAAUCAAAACCUUUCGGUUUUGAGGCAAAGAAAGAAGCCGAAGAGCUACGAAAUACUCUCUAUCACGAAAUUUCAAUGGGCUUUGAAAUAUUAAGGAGGGUCCGAGAGCUAAUAACCGGUUGGAAUAAGACCAAAGAGGGAGCUCCGGACACCGGAGACUCGGGCCAGGGAACGGAAAGUCAAAACGGAGCUGGUCGUGGUGGCGACCACCAGACGGAGGGAAGUAACACAGCCCAAAAGAGACGCAACCAGGAGGAUCAUCCACCUGUGAUCAAGUACCAGCGUGUGGACAACUCCUUUCCUCGUUUCAUAACGAAUGUGCCUGCCGAGGACCAGGUUCAUGCAAGCAAGUCCAUGGCAGGGCGGGAGCGCGAGAAUCAGCAGCAGGGCUCAAAGCGGCUCUCGGUCUUCAAUCCGCCGGUAUACACGCAGCACCGUGUGCGCAAUGACGCCCCAUACAUAGCCAACCCGUUCGACGGGUCGGACGACGAGGAGCCCUCCCAGCCGAGGGGCUUUGCCAAUGCCGCCGGUACAUCAGCCAGGCAGCCGCAUAUGCUUUACUCGGAUGCCGUGCGUCUGGGUCAAAAUGGCUUCCCCGAAGCCCGUGUGAACGGCCACUCCGCCCACCCGGUCCGCCGGGUACCAACUCAGGUGGAGAGGAGCAUCCUCACCCACGAGAUGGAACGCUCUGAGCACGAACAAUAUCUGAACCUCAUCCACACCGUGGCACACAAUGAUUCCGUGGUCAAUCGCUUCGCAAAGCCGGUUGCCCCGCCGCUGCAGCGCAUUAACAACCAGCAGCCGAGCUGGAGUUCCCUGCUGCGGGGCAACCAAUCUCGCCCAUUGCAGCAGCCUCAGCCGCUGCUGCAGCCCUCGUCUUUAGGGCGCCAGAACAGUGUGUCGGAGUACGCCAGAUUGAUCAACAGCGGGGCGACACAACAGGGCCCAGUACCGGCUCCACCGCAGCUAAUGCGCAUCGAUAGCUCUCCCAAUAUCGCCGGCAGCCAUGCGUCCACCAUUUCCAGCACCGACGGCAGCAACGAGAGCGGCAGCGACCACUCCAGUAGUGGGUCCAAUUCCUCAGUUACUGCCAUUAAUGACAGCUCGCGUGAGAAGAAACACAAACACACCAAUCACAUAGGCUCUGCAAAAUCGCUCCGCGCCAAAACCACCAGGCUCUCCAUGACCGAUGCCCUGCAUCGUCGCUUUGCUAGCUGUAUCUACCUCAAAGAUGACUUUGUGGAGCAGUUCAAAGCGAAGGCGGCUCGCAUGCGUGAGGAAUCCGAGCACCGUCGCGAGUUGGCAGUUGAGGAGGCCAAUCGCAGCACUGAAGAACGACGUGCCUACGAGUAUAAACUGCGGGAGAACAUAUUCCAGUACCGUAUCCCCCACAAGCCGAUCUUUGUCAUCGGGGCCCGGGACACGCCGGUUCAGAAGAAAGAGACAAAGCUCAUCGCUCUUACUCCGGAGCACUUAAGGCGCUAUGAGCAGUUGAUGUAUGGUGGUCCAGAGGACGAGGUCCUUGUUGUCAAAUUCAACAUGCACAUUCACCGCCGCGAUAUACUUUCGCUCAAAGGUACGGAAUGGUUAAACGACGAGAUCAUCAACUUUUACAUGUGCUUGCUGACUGAUCGCUCGGCGAAGCCAGAACUGCCCAACGUGUAUGCCAUGAACACGUUCUUCGUGCCACGCCUUCUGCAGGCUGGCCAUGCGGGCGUAAAGCGCUGGACCCGUAAAGUAGACAUAUUCUCAAAGGACGUGAUCCCAGUGCCGGUGCACUGCAACGGCGUCCACUGGUGCAUGGCCAUCAUCCACUUGCGGAACAAAACCAUCCGCUACUAUGAUUCUAUGGGCGCGCCGAACCAAGCCGUGCUGAACGCCUUGGAGGCCUAUCUGCGCGAGGAAUCCCUGGAUAAGCGCAAGCAGCCGUUCGACACCAGCGUCUUCGUGAUCGAGAACGUACCGAAUGUGCCCCAACAAUUAAAUGGAAGUGAUUGCGGCGUCUUCAGCUGCAUGUUUGCCGAGUAUAUAUCGCGUGAUGCACCGAUUACCUUCUCGCAGGCGGAAAUGGAGUAUUUCCGCAAGAAGAUGGUACUCGAAAUAGUCGCCGGAGAGUUGUGGAACUAAUGCGAUCAUAUCGGUCAUCCAAAGCUGUGCCCAAUGCACCGCACAGCCACUAGUUCUAGUUUAGCACGGAGUGGAUAUUCAACUUCUUAAUUUAUUUAUUAGAAAUCUAACAUAAACUUUCCAAGCAAGAAAUCGCAUAGGUGCUUCGAUCGACCUGGCAGAAGCAUGCAUGCGCAUAAACUUGUUCUCAUCUCAUUUUACCUUUUGUAUACAAAAUACAAUAUCGAUCCUUUGUGGUUCGAUUGUACACACGAAUCCAUCAACAAACUACUACUAAAUGUAACACUUAACGCUCUGAUGCAACGAGGAAGUAGAGGCAUCUGAAUGUAACAGAAACUAGUUUUUCAAUAAAGCGCUAUAAACGGAAUGCGAAGAAUGAUAUAUUAAUCGCGGAAUAUUUUUUUUUGAUUUUGGAAAUGUUUACAACUUCCAGUUUUUUAUCUAUGUUUAUUUCGUUUUGAGCACAACUAAAAAUACCUAAAUUUAAAUUUACAAAUAGUUACAAAUUGAUCGCAUCAUCUUUUUGGUAAAACUUUCUAAGUUUUUGUUCUUUUAUAAACACAAUAUUUACAUAAUUUAGAAAGAUUUAUUUAAAUUAUUUUGAAAUUUAUACGAAGCUUAGUAGUAUUUUAAAUAUGAUCUUUGUCUUUAUUAGUACUUUCGGAAUACCAGAAAUCUUUUUGAGUGUAUAAAACUUAUUUUCAAAAUAAUAUGUCGCGAUAUUACUGUAAUCUAAAUAAUUAUAAGAAGUAAUUUUCAAUCCCGUACUUGUAAUAACAAAUUUGGCCAAAUUGAAUUAAACCAAUACCGGCUUAUAGCAAAAUGUUGGUUAAUAUAAUCAAAGUUGGUCUUAGGAAUUUCUUAAAAUCUCUGGAAUAAACAAAAUCGCUCAGCUUAAGGUACAUAUGUAUUGUAAUAAAUUUAAUUUUUGCAGUU
Molecule: messenger RNA, 6109 nt
Organism: Drosophila subpulchrella
Lineage: Eukaryota; Metazoa; Arthropoda; Insecta; Diptera; Drosophilidae
Gene: Ulp1
Exons: 6
Coding region: 131-5173 (1680 amino acids)
Biological process (GO): protein desumoylation
Cellular component (GO): nucleus
Molecular function (GO): deSUMOylase activity
Source: RefSeq, a predicted model, not a curated record